GCCUGGAUACGUUCUAGAUCGACAUCACCCUCUCUUCCGGUUAAUUCGCUGGUGCGCAGAAGUUGCUAGUCACAGGAGCCACAAUGGCGAUUGUAGUCUCCUUCAGAUAGUGCUGUGGAUGAUACUAAAUCCACCAGCAUCGCCCUAAAUAUAGGCCUGGUUGAUUUCCAGAGCCAUUAAUAAUAAACAGGAACAUCUAUUAAACACGAAAAUACUAUGAUUUCUGAUCAAUAUUGAGUCUAUAGGGGAUAAAACUUUUAUUAAAGGGAACAUGUAAACAGCACCAACCGGGUCAAGUUUUCAUUUUGUUGGAGAAACGGGCGUCUUUUACUCAAGGCGUUUGCUUGUUUCUGAAAGCUAAGACCGUUACUCUGUGGAAUAAAAGUACGUUUUCUUAACUUGGCACCGGACAAGGACAGCUUUCACAAAGGGACUUUUUUUUUCUUUUUUAGGAGUCCGCUUGCUAGCUGUCGAGCACUAGCUAGCUGUGCUAGCUACGUUGAGACGGAGGCGACACCACAAUGCUCCUAUGUUUGGUUUGGACCUUCUUCGUUUACUGACUGAACUCAGAGUUAAAACGUUGCUGCUCAAGAAAACUACCCUGGAUUUUUUUUUCUUUGUUCCCCCCCCCUCUCUUCGUUUUGGCAAAACUUCUCCGGUGAGCGAAUGGAAUGAAUUAGCACAGAGGAGGACUGGACGUGAGCGGCCUUCAGUGUUUAUUUUGUGGCUCGUGUUUGCUCUGUUUUCUGCUUUGCGACACUCGUUUUCCCGUGGAUGAGGCUCUCGGAACACGGAAGCCGGCGUGAGGUAUGCCAGGGUCGGACCGACAACAUGGGACCAAGAGGAAGACGGAUUCGAGCGGCGGCGUGCCACACCAGACCCAAGGCCCAGCUUAUCCUAACUCCGAGGGAAACAUGACGAGCAGAGACAGUAAAGCGCUGUUAAAAUCUUCCGCGUCCACGCCGUCUUCCAAACGCAAGCGGCACAAACUAAACAAGCUCAACCGGGAGUCCACGGCGGUACCGGGACCCGCGGGUUUUGCCCCCGGUAGGACGGCGCCUCCUGGCGUCAACACGGUGAAGCCCCUGGUGGAGUACGACGACAUCAGCUCCGACUCGGACACUUUUUCCGACCCCCCGUCCUCCAGGCCCUCGGAGAGGGGAGGCGGGGAGCGACCGGAGCCCUCGCCCUCACCCGAACCCCAACCCGACGCGGACGACGUCAGCCGAAAGCCCGACAGAGAGAGCAAGGCUCAAAGACACUCUCGGAAAAAGCCCAAUAAAGCGAAGGACCCCGGGAACGGAGAGCAAGGGUACAAGAAAAAGGGCAGCAAAGACUGCGAGCAGGGCAGCUCCGGGAAAGCCAAGGAGAAGACCGCGCCGCCGGGCUCCGCGUCCAAGCGCCAGCCGCAAGCGGACGGCGACGCCAAGCGCGCGGAGUCGGCGCCGUCCGUGCAGACCGCGGCCAGCGUCGGCAGCACCACGUCCUCUACGUCGUCCUCGUCUCGCAGCAAGGAAAGCGGCCGCUCGGGGAAGUCUCACAAGGAGAGGCAACAGCGGCGAGAAGGCCGCGGAGAGGGGAACCGCGGCUCCUCCCACAGGAGCCGGGCGGACAGGGCGCACCGCAAGUCCUCCAAGAGCAACAAGUCCAGCCCGAAGGGCAAGUCGUCGAGCCGGGGGAGCCCUCGCAGAAAGGGCGCCGGUUCCGCUUUGCCGUCGAGCCCCAGAAGAGGCAGCGAGAGUCCGCUGGGCAGCGGCUAUGGACAGCAGGGGGACGACGGCUACUCCAGGCGGAGGCUGGCCCAGAAGAGCCCCAGCCCCUACGAGGAUUUGUCCCGCCGCAGCAGGCAGCGAUCGGACAGUCCGUACGGCGGCAGGCACAGGUCCUCCAGCUACGAGAGGGACAGCAGCCCCUAUUCGAGGAGGCGCUCCAUCAGCCCCUACGUUAGCCGCAGGUCCUCCAGCACAAGCCCCGUGUCUAGGCGCUCGGGACGUUCCAGAAGUCGCUCCCCGCUCCACUACUCUUCUCGCCGCUCCUCCUCUCGUUCACGCAGCAAGAGGCAUACUUCUUCAGCGCUAGGCGGAAGCUCCCACAGCGGUCACCCAGCUAGCCGCUCCUCUCCUUCCUCCCGUUUGCCCCUCAACUCCAGCCUGGGCGCCGAGCUCACCCGCAGGAAAAAAGAGCGCCUGGCCGCCGAGGCGGCUGCUCGCGGCAGCGCCAGCGGCACCGCCUCCCCUCUCCCAUCCGCCCAAAAGCCAGCAGGUGCCGCGUCGUCAUUGCGGUCCGCUAAAACUGAGCCGCCACAGACAGAAAAAGACUCCGCAGCGAAGGUGGAAACCCUUCUUCAAACAACUGCACAAACACCCUCUGAUACCCCCAAGAGUGAAGAUCAUGUUAUAGACCCCUUACCUUCCUCCCCUACCUAUUCGCCUGCUCCUCCUCCUCCUGAGCCCUCCCCUCCUGUGCCCCCAUGUCCCGUCACACAGGUGCCGCCACCCCCACCGCCUCCCUCUCAGCCAGAAACGGUGAAUCAGGCCGCCACGCAUAACGCGCCCCAGGCAAAAUCGCCAGGUUACAUCCCCACACGCAGCCCUGUUCGCCAGACACCACUCCACAAGACAUCAACUCUGCCCCCCCUGCCUUUACCACCUAUGCUACUGGGAAACACUCAGGACAGUCCAAAGAAAUCCACCCCUCCCCAGAGGACAUCGAGAAGGGAGAAAAUGGUCAGCAGCCGGCCUUCUAUCAUUGAUCUUCCUCUCCCGCCCACCUUACCUGGAGCCGACUCGUCGCCGCCUCAGUCGCCCGUCCGUCAGCCGCCUCCUGUACCCCAACAGCCGCUCAAGAAGAGACCAAAGAUUUGCUGCCCUCGAUACGGCGAGAGAAAACAUAACCUGAGUGACUGGGGCAAGCGCUGCGUCGACAAAUUUGAUAUAAUUGGGAUCAUAGGCGAAGGCACGUAUGGCCAGGUGUACAAGGCGAAGGACAAAGACACGGGAGAACUUGUUGCUUUGAAGAAGGUGCGUUUGGACAAUGAAAAGGAGGGUUUCCCCAUCACUGCCAUCAGAGAGAUCAAGAUCUUAAGGCAGCUCAAACAUCGCAGCGUCGUCAACAUGAAGGAAAUCGUUACCGACAAGCAGGAUGCACUUGACUUUAAAAAGGAUAAAGGUGCAUUUUACCUAGUAUUCGAGUACAUGGACCACGACCUGAUGGGCCUCCUUGAGUCGGGCCUGGUCCAGUUCUCCCACGAACACAUCCGCAGCUUCAUGCGUCAGCUCAUGGAAGGCCUGGAUUACUGCCAUAAGAACAACUUCCUGCACAGGGACAUCAAAUGCUCCAACAUACUGCUCAACAACAGAGGUCAGAUCAAGCUGGCAGACUUUGGUUUGGCUCGACUUUACAAUUCUGAGGAAAGUCGACCAUACACUAAUAAAGUAAUCACACUAUGGUACCGUCCCCCUGAGCUGCUGCUCGGGGAGGAGAGGUAUUCCCCAGCCAUUGACGUUUGGAGCUGCGGGUGUAUUCUUGGAGAGCUCUUCACUAAAAAACCCAUCUUCCAGGCGAACCAAGAACUUCUACAACUGGAACUCAUCAGCCGUCUGUGUGGGAGUCCUUGUCCUGCAGCUUGGCCCGAUGUCAUCAAACUUCCUCUCUUCAACACCAUGAAACCUAAGAAGCAGUACAGGCGGCGGCUGCGAGAGGAGUUCGCCUUUCUGCCGACUCCUGCCCUGGACCUGCUGGACCGAAUGUUGACCCUCGACCCUUCACGUCGCUGCACAUCGGAGCAAGCUCUUCUAAGCGACUUCCUUACCGACGUAGACCCCGGCAGGAUGUCGCCACCAGAUCUUCCUCAUCAUCAGGACUGUCACGAGCUGUGGAUUAAAAAGAAAAGACGUGCGCGUCAGAGUGGGUUGCCUGAGGAUGUGCCUGUGCCCAAAGUGCCCCGUAAAGAUGUGGCUGGGACCUCCAGCGGAGAAAACAGCCGACCCCAAAGCAGCCCGGCUGGAGCGCCUCCCCCUCCGCCGGGGAAGCCGCCCUCCACAGCCAAAUUAGAGAGUGAGCUGUCAGGUCUGGGAGCGGCUGCAGAGCAACUGAAUCAAACGGAGCUGGCCGUGCUGCUUAACCUCCUCCAGGGACAGACUGACCUCAAGCUGCCCCAAGUGGCCCAGCUCCUUAACCUCUCUGACUCAGACACUGUCAGCCAGUUGUUAUCAACGCUGAACGAGGCGUCCGACCACCAGGGGGCGGCAGAGGACCAGGCGCCGCCGCCUCCUGCGCCGCCCCAGCCUCCGGAGCCCCCUCCUGAACCCCAGGAGGCCUCGCCCACAUCUGGAGAACCGCCCCUCAGCCAGGAAGACCAGGCCAGCCUGCUGGCUCUCAUUCUGGGCCAAAUCAUGAAACCUCAAACCGAGGAGCAAAGCGAUGAAAGCAAUGGCGUUAAGUCAGAGGAGGCACUUGCGCGCGGUUCGUCCGCCUCUACUACUGAUUCCAAGGAUGGUGCUGUGUCAAAAAGGAAACCCGCUCUGGCCAACCAGUUGCCUCCAAGCGGUGACCAGCGGCCCCCCUCUCCGCCCGGCUCACCUCCAGCUGCUCCUCUCCUGGUGAACUCCCAGCGAGCUGAAUCAGAGACUCUAACCGGCAACCAGGGCAUCAGCCCCACCGUGGCUGCCGCCUUGCUCCAGCUCAUCUCUCAGCCGGACCUGGAGGCUGUGACCUCCAAGCCGAGCAAAGACCCCUCCCCGGCUGUGGACGCCGCAGGCCGCGAGGAGCUCCCCGUUAAACCGGCUUCUCCUGCCGAGGCCCCGCCGGCGCUGGAUGCCGCCGCCGCCUCGUCGCGGUUCCCGAAGGACCAGGACCUCCGCUUUUCCCACGGAGCGGCCCGCUGAUGACCCCGAAUCCACCGGUGACUCUUUAAUGUUGGGUGUCACGGGAACAGUUCCAGCAAAUCCUGGCCUUGAAGGGGGGGGGAAAGGCAGAUGGAGAACGCAGCCACAAGAAAGUGACUCACUGGACCAAGAGAGCAGGUAGUGAAAGUCAAAUCAAAAGAUUUUGAAAGUGAAUGUCUAAAUGAAAGAGAUUUAGUUUUUCUUCUCCAGGUUACGUAAUGAACACUUUGCCCAACGGAGCGAGCUGCUCUGUUGCUCUGGUGGGAGCGUUUCCGCACACGGGGGUCAGUCAGUCAGUCUGUCUGUCGUGAAGUAGUUCAGUUCGCAAAACACUCGCCGCCUCCAAAUCUUUGCCCUUUUCUCGACACUGAAGAGGCCGAACUCCUAAACUGAGUGCUAUGCAACUGAGACUUAAUUCUGAGUACCUGUAAGCUCACCCCCCCUCCUCUAAAUGAACGAUUGUCAGCUCCACAGCAGUGGCCCCUUUCAGUGCGUUUAUCGGUGUUGUGGAGAAAUGCGUUUUUUUUUUUUCAGUUUUCAGCCUGUUAUCGUGACGCCAGCGGCCUUCUCCUGAACGACCUCCGGGGCGUGGGAGAGUGUGGCUUCAGUCCUGCAGAGUGUUUUUGUUUCAUACCCAUAAAAAAAAAAAAUAAU
Fundulus heteroclitus (mummichog) is the source of this 5540-nucleotide messenger RNA. RefSeq names its product cyclin-dependent kinase 12 (gene cdk12). Gene Ontology annotation, biological process: positive regulation of transcription elongation by RNA polymerase II; protein phosphorylation; transcription elongation by RNA polymerase II. The record is from RefSeq and is a predicted model, not a curated record. The transcript is spliced from 14 exons. Bases 810 to 4886 code for a protein of 1358 amino acids. Gene Ontology annotation, cellular component: cyclin/CDK positive transcription elongation factor complex; nucleus. Gene Ontology annotation, molecular function: cyclin binding; cyclin-dependent protein serine/threonine kinase activity; ATP binding. NCBI's taxonomy places the organism in Eukaryota, Metazoa, Chordata, Actinopteri, Cyprinodontiformes, Fundulidae.